Messenger RNA from Volvox carteri f. nagariensis, 564 nucleotides. RefSeq lists its product as uncharacterized. The coding region runs from base 1 to 564 and encodes 187 amino acids. The record is from RefSeq and is a predicted model, not a curated record. Lineage: Eukaryota; Viridiplantae; Chlorophyta; Chlorophyceae; Chlamydomonadales; Volvocaceae. The transcript is spliced from 5 exons.
AUGCUAACGGGUACUCGCGAUAACACGAUUACUCGAUUCAGGAACACGGAAAAUUAUUACAAUAAAACGGGGCGCGAUCGCGCUUCCAAAAAAAAUUUGGAUAUCACCGAAAAGGGCCUAAAUUCGUUCGUGCGUGGGGCCGGCCGUACUUUUAUAACGCCCGUCUCAGGGGCCGGCCGUACUUUUAUAACGCCCGUCUCAGGUGCAGCUGGGGCAUCAACCUGUGCGCCCCAGUGGGGCACCGAGCGGGCGUUGCUGAUGAUGGGCCCGGCUGAGGUGCACUGCUGGGUGCAAUUCCUCCGCACCCAGCUGCACCCAGCCGGGCGCCGCCGCUGCUGGCCAGUUGGCUGGCGGCGGCGGCGGCGGCGGCGGUGGCAUAUAGACGCAUCAUCAUCAUCAUCAUCAUCAUCGUCAUCAUCAUCAUCAUCAUCAUCAUCAGUUGCCGCCAUUCCAAUCAACUGCUGUAAAGGCCAUCGGCAUCAUGAUCAUCAUGAUCAUCAUCGUCAUCGGCAUCAUUAUAAUCAUGGUCAUCAUCAUCAGUUGCCGCCAUUCUUGCUGGCUUGA